Messenger RNA from Indicator indicator, 3328 nucleotides. RefSeq names its product SH2 domain containing 3C (gene SH2D3C). The record is from RefSeq and is a predicted model, not a curated record. Gene Ontology annotation, molecular function: guanyl-nucleotide exchange factor activity; phosphotyrosine residue binding. Bases 1 to 2796 code for a protein of 931 amino acids. NCBI's taxonomy places the organism in Eukaryota, Metazoa, Chordata, Aves, Piciformes, Indicatoridae. Gene Ontology annotation, biological process: positive regulation of peptidyl-serine phosphorylation; small GTPase-mediated signal transduction. The transcript is spliced from 12 exons.
AUGGCUGAGGGCCAGAAGCGAGGAGGCUUCAAGAAGUUCAAAUUUUUCAAGUUCAAAGGCUUUGGGAGCCUGAGCAGCAUUCCCCGCUCCUUUACUCUCCGGCGUGUGUCUGUGGCCCCCAGCUCUUCCAAGACCCUGGUGCCAGGUUUCCCUCCUUCCCAUGCCUUCCUGGACGAGCCGUUUGACAACACCCAGGAUGAUCUCAACACCAUGCCCAAGAGCCCUGGCCCUUACGCCCGGUCAUCAGACAUGUACAGCCACAUGGGCACCAUGCCCAGGCUGAACCUAGGCAAAGCAGGAAAGAGCCUGGGAAAAGCCAAGAGUAGGCAGAGCUUCCGGGAGAAAGAGACUCCCAGCAACAAAACCCUUUGGAAAACCCUGCUCCCCAGUCCUGACUCUCCUGAGAUGUCUGACACCCCUGACCCAGAUAUAGACUCACCCAUAACCACCGGACAAGAAGAACAGGAGGAGGAAGAGGCUCAGCUAAUGGACACCCCAGGGGAAGUGAUGGUCAGGAUAGACCAGAAGCUUGCAGGGAAUGUCUCUGGCCCUGGGACACAGGGACUGAGCUCCAGCCUGGUCCCAAGCUCCAGCCAAACCUCCAUCCCUGACAAAGGAGUGGGAGUGGUGACCAUUGAAAGGCAUCUGCCAGAAAAGGGACAAGAGCAUCCCAGCAAGAGCUUCCUGGACAGCCACCACAAUAUCCUCGAGUCUGGAAGUGAAUACGUGAAGUUCUCCAAAGAGAAAUACAUCCUUGAUUCAUCACCAGAGAAGCUUCACAAGGACCUGGAAGAGGAGCUGAAGCUGAGCAGCACUGACCUGCGCAGCCAUGCUUGGUACCAUGGCCGCAUUCCCCGGGAGGUAUCGGAGAGCCUUGUGCAGAGGAACGGCGACUUCCUUAUCCGCGACUCCCUCACCAGCCUGGGUGACUACGUGCUGACGUGCCGCUGGCACAACGAGCCCCUCCACUUCAAGAUCAACAAGGUGACAGUCAAGUCCAGUGAGGGCCAAACCCGUGUCCAGUACCUCUUUGAGCAGGAGAGCUUUGACAACGUGCCUGCCCUCGUCCACUUCUAUGUGGGUAACCGCAAGGCCAUCUCGGAGCAGAGCGGAGCCAUCGUCUACUGCCCCAUCAACCGCACCUUCCCCCUGCGCUACCUGGAAGCCAGCUAUGGGCUGGCCAGUGGCAAGCAUGGGGGUACCCACAGCCCCACCACCCAGAAAGGGGGGCACAUCAAGAGGAGGAGCAUCACCAUGACAGACGGUCUGACAGCAGACAAGAUCACCAGGGCUGAGGGAUGCCCAACCAGCGUAUCCCUGCCCCACCACAGAGACAUCGUUCACAACUGUGCCAUCAGCGUGGACCAGAUCCAAGACCUGCACUCUCCAAUGUCUCCCAUCUCAGAGAACCCAGCGUCACCUGCCUACAGUACAGUUACAAGGCUAAAACCACAUGCCUGCCAGGUGGCUGGGAUUGCCCCAGCCUCUCCAGUCAUAAGAAGGUCCAGCGAGCCCCAGCUGUGCUCAGGGAACAACAGCAAACCUCUGCCAGACCCUGCCCAUAGUACCCAUUCAACUCCCUGCCAUGGGUAUGCCCGUGCUUCCCCUUCGCCCUCCAUGAACAGCUACAGCGACCUAGACGUGGGGCACUACUGCCAGCUCCACCCCACUUCACCCAUCAGCAGAGAUCGGCCACCCCAUGACACCAAGCAGCUGCCAACAAAGAGCUACGUGGAGAGGCUAAAGGUGGAGGAAGGACAGAGAGGGACUGUGGAGAACAGCUCUGGGGAAGCUGAGGCAGGGCAGAGGCUAAAAGGAGAGCUGGACUUCACGGGCUUUGUGCCUCCCAUGAUGGAGACAACCUCGUCCUUCAACCCCACAGCCUUUCAGUCCAUGCUUAUCCCCCUGGAGAACAAACCGCUGGAGACGGCUGUACUCAAGAAGGUCAAAGAGCUGCUGGCAGAGGUGGACGUGAAGACACUGGCCAAACACAUCACUAAAGUGGACUGCCUGGUUGCACGGAUAUUGGGUGUGUCAGUGGAGAUGCAGCAGCUCAUGGGGGUGAGCUCUGGCAUGGAACUAAUCACCCUGCCCCAUGGCCACCAGCUCCGUCUCGACUUGCUGGAACGGUUUCACACCAUGUCCAUCAUGAUUGCUGUUGACAUCCUGGGCUGCACAGGCAGCACGGAGGAGCGGGCAGCCCUGCUCCACAAAACCAUCCAACUGGCUGCCGAGCUGAAGAGCACCAUGGGGAACAUGUUCAGUUUUGCAGCUGUGAUGAAUGCUCUAGAAAUGACACAGAUUGCCCGGCUGGAGCAGACUUGGAUGGUCCUGCGGCAGUGGCACACAGAGGGUGCAAUCCUCUACGAGAAGAAGCUGAAGCCGUUCCUGAAGAGCCUGAAUGAAGGGAAAGAAGGUCUGCCACUGACCAACACCUCCUUUCCCCACAUCAUGCCUCUUGUGACUCUUCUGGAGCGGGAUGAGGCUUUGACAGACAGCCCUGAGCUCUGGGAGACCACCAACAAUGGUGUGGAGGUGGUCAUGGCCCACCUUGAGGCAGCACGGAUGGUGGCCCACCAUGGUGGGAUCUACCGCACCAAUGCUGAAGUGAAGCUGCAGGGUUUCCAGGGCAGAGCAGAGCUGCUGGAGGUCUUCAGCACUGAGUUCCAACUGCGCCUGCUUUGGGGCAGCCGUGGGGCUGAAAGCAGCCAGGCUGAGCGGUAUGAAAAAUUUGACAAGGUCCUCACCGCCCUGUCCCACAAGCUGGAGCCAGCAGUGCGCUUCAGUGAGCUUUAACCUUUCUGGGUGCUGAGAGACCCCCCCACCAGCUCCCAGCCUGCCCACCCCCAGCAUCUGUGGGGCAAGGGAUGAGGCCACAUACCUGGCACCAGCAGCAAGACAAACAGCCCAGAAAGAUGCUGGGGCACAGAUCAGCAAUUCUGAGAAAGAGAGGAGGAAAAGCAGCCACUUCCCAUCUGCCAUCUACCUCCUCAGGACACAACAUGCCAGGGGCUCUGCAAUGAUGCCCCAAGGGAGAGGGACAGUGUCUGGGCAGACCAGCACUGGUGUCUACCAUCUAUCCCCCUCAGGGGUCCAUGACUAUACAGUCAUAUACCUUGCUCUUUGGUUUUGUUUCUUUUCCAUCUUCAUCUCACCCACGGAUGCUGGAUCCCACUUGUACAUACGUUUUCACUAUCACUUCUGAAUGUACAGACCUGUAAAAGACAGUUUUUGUUGUAAAUAAUGAGGCUCAUUCAUUUCAUCUUGUAAGUAUGUGUACAUAUCUCAUGUGUCUGGUUCUUACAUACAAUAAACUUUUAUGCUGUUU